Messenger RNA from Colletotrichum phormii, 945 nucleotides. Its product is annotated as GTP cyclohydrolase 1. Bases 1 to 945 code for a protein of 314 amino acids. The record is from RefSeq and is a predicted model, not a curated record. Gene Ontology annotation, biological process: tetrahydrobiopterin biosynthetic process; tetrahydrofolate biosynthetic process. Gene Ontology annotation, cellular component: cytoplasm. Lineage: Eukaryota; Fungi; Ascomycota; Sordariomycetes; Glomerellales; Glomerellaceae. Gene Ontology annotation, molecular function: GTP cyclohydrolase I activity; GTP binding; zinc ion binding. The transcript has 3 exons.
AUGACUCAAUCAGAAGGCGCAGUGGUCAAAGACAGGAAGAGGAGCCGAAGCAAGCACCAGAAUGGCCACAGUGGUUCAAGCGACGGGAGUGAAGCCGAGACCGCGAGCCAGUCCAGCAAGCGAAGCAGCAGAAAGCGCAAAGGCGACGACGAUGCCAAAGUCAACGGCAACCACUCCAAGAAGCAGCGCCGCCCGAGCCUGAGCCAGCCUGCGCGCGAUCCCCGAGACACUACAGCGUCCAAGUCCAAGAAGAAGUCAUCCAAGCCCAAAUUCGAGGGUGUUGUAACGAGGUCACCGAGCCCGGUGAUUGACUUUGACGGCCUGAGUCGCCCAAGUCUCGGAACCCGUGAACGUCUUGAUGAGUCCCCCGAGCAGGCUGCCAUUCGUCUUGACAAGAUGAAGGGCGCCGUCCGCACUAUCCUCGAAUGCGUCGGCGAAGACCCCGACCGGCCCGGCAUCCUCGAUACCCCAAGACGGUAUGCCGAAGCGAUGCUCUUCCUGACCCGCGGCUACCAGCAAAACGUCAAGGACAUUGUCAACAAUGCCAUCUUCCAGGAAGGCCACAACGAAAUGGUCAUUGUCAAGGACAUUGAGAUCUUUAGCAUGUGCGAGCACCACCUCGUCCCGUUUACCGGCAAGAUGCACAUUGCCUACAUUCCCAAGAACCAGGUCAUUGGCCUCUCGAAGCUGCCCCGUAUUGCCGAAAUGUUCAGCAGACGUUUCCAAAUCCAGGAGCGCCUGACGAAGGAGGUUGCCUACGCCAUCAUGGAAAUCCUGAAGCCCCAGGGUGUCGCCGUCGUAAUGGAGUCCAGCCAUCUGUGCAUGGUCAUGCGCGGCGUGCAGAAGACGACGGCUAGCACGAUAACUAGCUGCGUCCUUGGAGCCUUCGAGAAGAAGGAAAAGACUCGGAACGAGUUCCUCAGUUUGGUGGGGUUGAAGACAUAG